CGAGCCGAAGGGGAGGAUGCCAGCCGGGCCGGGGAAGAGCCGCUGGGCGGGGGCCUGGCCCUGCCUCCCCACCGCCGCCUGCCUCACCGCGCUGCUGUCCCUGCUGGUGUCCGGGCCCGGCCUGCUGCACAGGGCGGGGGCCGCCGGGCCGCCUCCCCCCUCCGCGUGCUCGCUGCGGCCCGGGCCGGUGCGGGAUGGGGAAGUUCACAGACUGGUGACCUAUAUCUUUGUCUAUGAAGAUCUGAUAUCCCUGGUAUGCAGUGGCGUUAUCAUCUGGUACUUUGCUGGCAGCUUUGAGAAGAACGUAGGCACAGUGAAGCAUUGCUUCGUCACCUUGGCCUUCGCCAUUUCUUCGGCUCUUUUGUAUCUCUUAUUUGAGGCUGUCGUCUCUGGGGUGUCAGAAGUGGAAGAUGCCAAAGGAUUUAUACCAGUUGCUUUUGCCAUGUUGGCAGUGUCCACCACGCGUUCACGGAUGAGAAGGGCACCACUUUUUGGGGUUAACGUUCCCAUGGUGCUGGUGCCCUGGUUAAUGCUCUGCGUGGCAUGGUUUAUUCCCCACUCCUCUCUCCUGAGUAACGUAUGUGGCCUCGUAGUUGGGAAAGCCUAUGGUCUUGGCUAUUGCUUUUGUUUGGAUCUCCCGGAGUCGGUGGUAUCUAAGCUGGAUCAGAAGUUCCCUUUCAGCCUGCUGAAGAGAAUACCAGGGCUGAAGUAUAUUCCAGGGUCUUUAGCAGAGAGAAGAGCCUCCCAGAGUAGGAAGAUUAAUCCAGUGCCAGGCUCAUACCCUACCCAGAGCUACUAUUGCUCUUCACCUCCAGCCCUUCCUGUGGUUCAGCUGCAGCACCCCAGUGCCCAGAGCCUGGGAUCCUGCCACAGCUGCACACCAGCGCACAUCCAUGGUUCCCCCCCAUACCAAACCAACCCUGCCUUUGGGAAAUUCUAUGUGCAGAGCCACUUUGGUGCCUCACCUGGACACUGCUGCCAACCAGCUGAUCCCCACUCCCCCCAAGGUGCAUGUCUGCCUGAUUCUCGGAUACCCACGGGGAUGGAGAACUUGGAGGCCAAGUUUCAGUACGCAUCAGGUUCCCCUGCAGAGAAAGUGCCAGCUGAGCUUUCAGGAGUCCAGAUACACUGAUCAUCCAAAGAAGAGCAGGACCCUUCUCCUCUCGCCGACCAUUGUGUGAACAGCUUGCAAUGGAGUGAUGCUGAGAAAGGAGACUGCUUCAGAAGGAUUCAUCUGAUUUUAACUGAUGGUGCCUGGGAUGACUGGGGUCAAAUCGGACCGUCGACCACAGCCCCUGAGUUUUCUCUCCCACUGCAGACUGCUUAUAGACAUUUUUUCCAAGGUUCCGGUUCUUUCUUUUAUUUAUUUUCCUUUUUAAUUUUGAUACAUUUUUUAUCUUGGCUGAAGGCUGUGACCAUUACCUGUCUGUCCUUCAUUCUCAUGUGGAUUCCUCACUACACAUUGGGGCUAUGGCCUUAUCUCUCUAUACUACAGCUCGGGUCCUGGUUACAACAUACUUGUCCCUUGACUCAAUUAUGCUGUAGUGUAGAUGGGCAUGAAUGGUCAAAACACUGGACUAGUUGGGUUUUAACCUGACUACAGGGACUAAGGUAGGUCCUUGACUCAUUUACAGUUCCAGUAUAGCCAGGACCCAUAUGCUGGGUUUCCGGUCACCUGCUUGCUGUAUAACUGACACCGGAUUAAUUUAACAUCAGUGUUUAAAUGGAGAUGGGGAAGAGAGAGCUGCUUUUAUAGUUAUGCCUUGGAAAGGGUUGAUGCUGACAUGGUUGCAGGCUGUGUGUUUGAACGGGUUUGUGUUUCCAUGGGGAAGUUCUGUGCGCUGUGUUACCUAGGAGGACAGAUAAGAUGAUCACAGUGGUCCUUUCUGGCCUUGGAAUCUGAGCUGAGAUUGGGGGGGCGGUGGAGUGAACUAUAUGGUGGCAUUUUCUGCCACGCAGAAUAGCUGCUGUUCCAUCUGCUAGAGAGUCUCUAAUUAGCAUCAGCCACGCGGGCUGCCUUCUUCAUGUUGCUGUCACGUAGUCUCCACGGCAGGCACCUACAGUAACUUUGCAUGCUGCCCACAAUGCCAGCUUUGAUUCAUGAGGCUGUCCUAGAUAUUUGCAAAAGGGGUGGGUGAAUCUUAUUUAAGGGAUUUAGGAUAUUCACAGGGAGUAUGAGGGUAGACUUAAGCUACUGUAUAUAAAUUAAUAAAUUCCAAGGCUUGAGAAGGGCUUUUAAAACGAACAGGGCUGAAUCAAAUGGAAUUUAGCUGUGACCCUUCUAUGCAGCAUUUGAUGAGCUUUUAGAAUGGUCUUUGGUGCCAAAGUUAGUAUUGGAGACAACUAACAUAAGCGGGGGGUUGUGGGAGGUGUCUGCUAGUUAGAUCAGCGUGCUGGGACUCAAAAGAUCUGUGUUCUAGUCCCAGGUCUGUCACUUCUCACUGUAUUAUCCUGGAUGGAAAGUUCAUUAAUCUAUGUUUGUUUCCCCAUCUCUAAAAUGGGGAUAACUUCUGGCUCCUAGAGGGAAGUGAAAUUUACUUCUUAUUUUAAGAGUGUGUUGAAGUACUUAGAAAAGAUGUUGAAUGAAGUGAAAACUAUCAUCGUAAUUCACCGUGCCUAACAUUGCUAUAGGCACCAAAGUAAAAGAAAACUGCAUAUCAGGGAGAAUAUGAUGGUUUCUAUUCUGUUCCGCAUCAGGAUUCUUGGGUCAGGCGAGAAGGGCUAGAUUAGGCGCUGACAUCAGUAUUUAUAGAUCACCGACUCCUAAAUUUUCAUCCUGUCAGUGUCUGAAAGGGCAAGGUCCCUCUGCGUUGAUGCUCCACUACCAGCUAUUAAUGUGAAUAUCAGGUGAUUGCCAAUCACCAUAGGAAGACAGAGACAUUGAGAGAAGACUGAGGUACAAAAUUAGAACCUUGUGGGCCAGGGUUGGAAUAGCCAGGAGAGUCGCAUGGGAAGAUGGAGGUCUCUGGGCGGAGCUGUCUGACGAAGAUGCGGCUGGUCUCAGAACCUGUGUGUGUUACUGCUGGAGAUGGCUGCGGUUACCAUCUCAUUCACAAACACAACAAUUCACUGUGCGCCACCACAUUUUCAAAGGUGACUUAUGCGAUGGUGUACCUCUUCCCUAGGCGCUGGAAGCAUUUCUACUGUGACUGUAUUUAAUGCAGGGUGACAGAUGAGAUGCUUUUCUAGAGGUUUUGUUCUGAUUUUGUUUAAAAGCCUAGAAGAAACACUAGAGAUAGGGAUAAAAUCAAGGGGGGGGGGGUGAGUGACCACUGUCAGUCAAACACAUGCCUAUAUUUCUACAUUGGUCACUGACAGGUGUGAGGCCUUUUGCCUACAAACCAAUAGGCUCUACCAAAAAUAUUUCCAAAUGCUGUAGCAUAGAGAUGAGUGUUGGUACUGGCUGCUUUAUAUACAUUUCCAUGUAAAAUGUAACCUUUUAGUUUAAUUUGAAAAGCAAACGACUUAGUAGCCUCCUCUGAUUUCCUGGCCGAAACCAAAAACGGGAGUGUCUCUUCUGUAGUGUCUGGGGAUCACAUUCAUCACUGGUGGAGCCCCACACUUGCUACAGCACGCUAGCUCUGUUAGUCGGUGAAGAGACACACCCACUGGUGAACGUUGGUACUGCAGAGGUAAUGGGGAACGUUAACCCUUCUCGUCAUUGCUGAAUGCAGUGUCUGACAGACAUCAUCUAAUGGUAUAUGCUCGUGGAAAGGCAUAUCCACUAAAAUAUUGACUUAUAAAAGUUGCUCCCAUGUCAGUCACUGUGAGAGCAGUGAAGGACGUCCCCAAGGUAUAACGAGUUUACAAAACUUCAGCUAAAAGGAACUUCCCUUACUCUGCCCUCCCUGUUGGGUGUAAAGCCUGGGUAAAUCAAGCCCUUGCACCAAGCUGGUCAGGAAGCCAGGCCUUUGUUGGAUGAACAGGGGAUGUGUGCUGCAGCCAAGGAGCCCCCAGCUGUUCAAACUUGGAGAGCAGCCCAGCUGACCUCACUUCCCAGGAUCAGGCAUGAAGACUGAAUUAUCUUCUGAGUGCACAAAUCAUGCAGGGCUUUGUAGGUCAAAGUCAGCCCUUCCAGUUGCACCUAGAAACUGUCUGGAAACCACUGGUGCAGGCUCUGAAGACAGGAGUUGUGUGCUUUGUAUGAGAACCACAAGUGGUGGGUGGCUGCUUUCUUCAUUAGCUGAAAUGUCAAGUAGUCUUCAAGCGUAGCUCACAGCGCAUUACUAUCGUUCGAGCUAGUGGUGAAAGGCUGAUUAGCGGUACAAGCAAGGUCUGUAUUGGAGAGGGAGGUUCACACCCUCCUUGCCAGAUGCAGAUGAAAUAAAUGUUGGCGACUGCUGUCAACUGAGAACCCGCUAAGACGUUUAGCUUGUCAAUCAUAGUAAUGCUAACCAUCUCAAGGGAGGGAGAAGAAAUCACUUCUGCCGCAAUGCGACCUUUAUCUUACCUGGAGUAAGUUACAAACAACUCGCUUUUAUCCAAGUGCUGAUCUCUGCCCAUUGCUGCACCGUUUCCGUCCAACAAGAGGAGACUGGGGAGGGGAUGAGUUGGGCCAUUGUUUUCUUAAUGCAUGUGCUUGGAUUCAAACACACUUGAAAAAU
Molecule: messenger RNA, 4604 nt
Organism: Terrapene triunguis (Three-toed box turtle)
Lineage: Eukaryota; Metazoa; Chordata; Testudines; Emydidae
Gene: RHBDD2
Product: rhomboid domain containing 2
Exons: 4
Coding region: 17-1132 (371 amino acids)
Cellular component (GO): membrane
Molecular function (GO): serine-type endopeptidase activity
Source: RefSeq, a predicted model, not a curated record